GAUUCUCUGACCCUCACGUGUCUAGUGAUCAUACCUCAGAACAGGGACAUUGAUGCCGUACAGAGCAUAGUCUCUACAUGGAGUGGUCCGGAUAGGAUCGUACCAGGAGAUCGCGACACUGUUACUCCACUGAGCCAGUGUGGCCAGGGAAUGUACAUAUCUUUCCUCAGCACCAGUGGUCUAGUGGAGAGUGAAGACAGUGGGGAGUUUGUGUGCAGUGUGCAAGUUUCAGGCGUUGAAAACACUCUCCACAACGCAACCAACAGCGACACUAUUUCUAUCAAGUUUGGACCAACUACAGAAGAGACUUGUGGUCCAGAGCCGUUUGUUUCUCCAGAAAGAGGUGUUGUUAUUCUCACAGGUGUUGCUACAGGACUAGUGGCGGUGACAAUACUCUCUCUAACUGUCCUGACUGUGGUGAUUAUCAGGAGAAGGCAGUGGAAAAAGCAG
This is a messenger RNA of Geodia barretti, 450 nucleotides long. Lineage: Eukaryota; Metazoa; Porifera; Demospongiae; Tetractinellida; Geodiidae. The record is from the annotation of a GenBank genome assembly.